Messenger RNA from Mangifera indica (mango), 2174 nucleotides. Its product is annotated as transcription factor TGA2.2-like. Gene Ontology annotation, molecular function: sequence-specific DNA binding; DNA-binding transcription factor activity. The transcript is spliced from 12 exons. The record is from RefSeq and is a predicted model, not a curated record. Gene Ontology annotation, biological process: regulation of DNA-templated transcription; DNA-templated transcription. The coding region runs from base 869 to 1879 and encodes 336 amino acids. NCBI's taxonomy places the organism in Eukaryota, Viridiplantae, Streptophyta, Magnoliopsida, Sapindales, Anacardiaceae.
GUCAAAGCACUAAAGAUUAUAAAAAAGUUCAAUAAAAAAAUGUGAGUCCAGAUUUCUACACAGCAGACGUCUAGAGAUUGGAAUGAUAAAAACCUUGUCACUCUCUAGAUAAUCCAUUUUACAAAAACAAAAAUAAAGUAACAACUUUUUCAUCAUCAUCACCAUCAGUAUCAUCAUCAUCAUCAUCAUCUUCAUCGUCAACCAGAAGCAAAAUCCCAGGAUUAAGGGUUGGGAAGUCUAGUUUGUUUGAGGGAGACUAAGGAGGUUAUGAUGAUAGUGAUGCAUGGGGAGUAGAACAGUAAGGCUUGGUGCUGAAGAUGAGAAUCAGCAACAUUUGGAGUGCCAAGCUUUGACUCUCAGUUACCUGUUUACAACGCAUUUUGUGCAGAGGGUAGCACUACCUAGACUUAUUGUGUUUCUGAUUUUGGGGCAUUUGAGCAUUCUUCUGGAUUUUGCUUAGAGGAUGCUGUCAACCUAAGCGGAAGUGCUUUUGUGAAGUCACACAUUUUAUCUGAACAUUUUUGCUGACCAUCAAGUAUUGGGAAUAUGGGAUGGGAAUUUGGCAAUAAGAAACCGGUUUCUUUUUUGAGAAAUAUUUGUAUGAUAUAGUUAAUUUCUUUGUCUCUAUAUCUGAGAAAGAUUCAUAUGAUGUGUCAUGUAGACACUGUGAUUACUUUAACCAAAGCAGGUGACCAAGCAGUUGUUUCUGAUCCCCUCCAAAUUGGCACAUUUGAUAAACACCAACUUUGUUAAACAUAAAUCCAUCUGCCAUCCAAGUGGAGACCCAGAGGCUGCUGUUGGAAAAGGUCAACAAUUGAAUCUGGUUUCUAUUUCUAGUGGUAACACAGAAAACUUGGGAGAAUCUAAUAUGGCUGAUGCUAGUCCUAGGACUGAUAUCUCGACUGAUGCAGACACAGAUGAAAAAAAUCAAAGGUUUGAUAGAGGUCAAUCUACAGCUCUUGUGGCCUUUGAUUCUAGUGACAGAUCAAGUGAUAGAUCAAAAGACAAAAUGGAUCAGAAGACUCUUCGUAGGCUUGCUCAAAAUCGCGAGGCUGCAAGAAAAAGCCGGUUGAGGAAGAAAGCAUAUGUCCAACAGUUGGAAAGUAGCCGUUUGAAGCUGACCCAACUUGAGCAGGAGCUUCAACGAGCCCGGCAGCAGGGAAUUUUCAUAUCAAGCUCAGGAGAUCAGGCUCAUUCCAUGAGUGGAAAUGGGGCCAUGGCAUUUGAUGUAGAAUAUGCACGAUGGCUUGAAGAUCAUAGCAGGCAAAUCAAUGAACUUAGAUCAGCAGUUAAUUCUCAUGCAAGUGACACUGAACUACGAAUUAUUGUUGAUGGUAUAAUGGCUCAUUAUGAUGAAAUUUUUAGGCUGAAGUCCAAUGCAGCCAAAGCUGAUGUUUUCCAUUUGUUAUCGGGCAUGUGGAAAACACCUGCUGAGAGGUGUUUCUUGUGGCUUGGUGGUUUCCGUUCAUCCGAGCUUCUCAAGCUUCUUGUGAAUCAAUUGGAGCCCUUGACAGAGCAGCAGAUUCUUGGCAUUGGCAACUUGCAGCAAUCCUCGCAACAGGCAGAGGAUGCAUUGUCUCAAGGGAUGGAGGCGUUGCAGCAGUCCCUUGCAGAUACGCUUUCCAGUGGAUCUCUUGGCUCCUCAGGUUCAUCUGGGAAUGUGGCAAACUACAUGGGGCAAAUGGCCAUGGCCAUGGGAAAGCUAGGGACUUUGGAGGGGUUCAUUCGUCAGGCUGACAAUUUACGGCAACAAACGUUACAACAAAUGCACCGAAUACUGACAACACGCCAGUCAGCUCGUGCCCUCCUGGCAAUACAUGAUUAUUUCUCUCGACUCCGUGCUCUUAGUUCCCUUUGGCUAGCCCGUCCGAGAGAGUGAAGACACAAUGUAAUUUAUGGGCAGGGCAUGAAAAUCUAUUGACAGUCCUGACAAAGAUCCUUCUUCUUUAGUCUUGUCAGAAAAAAGUUUCUUCAUUUAGAUUUUCAUGUGUGAUAGAAUUGAUGUUUAAUGUGCAUUAGUCUCUGUAUGUUGAUUGAGAUUGAUGAUAGAGUUUAUGUGAAGUAUGUAUUUCUGUUAAUUGUUUAUGAUAUAAUCAGUACUUGUGAAAGUGUUAUUAUAUCAUCUCUUGUCAUUGUAACUAACAUCUUCUGAAAUGAAUUUAAAUGAUUGGAGA